AGCCUGGAGUAAGCCCAGAAAUUUGGUACAGCCCGGUUUCUACCGUCCACCCCUCCGUCGAAUGGGUCCGUCCUUUCGCAGGUGACGUCACAUCAUGGCGGACAACAUGAACGGUUCUUCCGAAGAUCAGUCUGUAGCGACAGAGCCCCCCACCCCAGCCCAGGAGGUCCCAGCAUGCUCCGUGAUGUCUCAGGAGCCAGACUGCAGCAUCCUUGAGGAGUCUGCGGACGUCAGCACCCCACCCCCCGAGGAGGAGAGCCCCAGCCCUAGCCCCACCCCGGAGUCUGAACCCAGGGAAAAUGGAAGCACAGCAGUGGACAAGAAGAAGGACAAAAAGAAGACGAAAAAGGGUUACAGGUGGGGCAUUGAAGCUGCCUUACAGAAUACUGCUCCUGAUGGCAAGCAGGGCGGUGCAGAGGGUAGCGCCGCGGACGCCAAAGAGAUUGAGCAGACCAUCAAGCAGACCAUGCAGACCCUGAACGCAAUGGACAACCCUGAUGAGAAGCUGGGAGCAAUCGUUAAAAGAUAUGCAGAGCUGCUGGGUGACCACAGGUCUCUACAGAGAGAAUUCAAGGCAGGGCAACGGAUGCAGGCACAGGUGAUGCGUGAGAAGGAAAAGCUCCAGGCGGAGCACAGCAAGGCUCUCCUGGCCAGGAGCAAACUGGAGAGUCUCUGCAGAGAGCUGCAGAGGCACAACAAAGCCAUCAAGGAAGAGUCUCAAAGGAAGAUGAAGGAAGAAGAAGAGAAAAGAAGGGAGAUCUCCUCAAAGUUCCAGACGACCCUUGGUGAGAUCAGCACACAGAUGGACGACAACAGGGACAGGAGCCUGAAGAUGAAGGAGGAGAACAUGGAGCUGUGUGGGAAACUCAAGAGUCUGGUCGAGCAAUACGAGAAGAGAGAGGAGCAUGUAGAGAAGCUGAUAAAACAGAAGGACCUGGAGAGACAGCUGGCCGAGGCUAAGAUGCAGCAGGCUACCAUGAUGCUGGCUGAGGAGAAGGAGAAGUUCCUCACAGAGAAACAAGUGUUGCUGAAGGAGAACUAUGCCCAUCGGGAGAGAGCUGAACAAAUGGCCAUACAGGAGGAGAACAUGAAAAUGCAGCUGAAACUUUACACAGAGAAGUUUGAGGAGCUCCACAAGACGUUGAACCAGAGCAACGAGGUCUUCAACAAGUUCAAGGUUGAGAUGGACACAAUGAACAAAAGGAUGAAGAAGCUUGAGAAGGAAUCGUUCCAGUGGAGAACAAAGUGGGAGAAAUCUAACGUCACACUGAUCGCCAUGGCUGAGGAGAAACAAACGAGAGACAAGGAGCUUAUCAUGUUGAGAACAAAGUGUGGAAAGCUGGAGAACUUGUGCCGUGCCCUUCAGAACGCUCGCAGUGACACGGAGAGCGGGGCAGACAAGGUCUCCGAGGUCCUCACCAAGUUCGAGGAGGCGGAACAAACAUUAGCAGCGGAGAUUCGAGCCAACAAAUCCUCCUCAACAGCAACAACAACCGACAUCCCCGUCCCCGACCCCACCUCUACCGACGGAGCCACAGCAGGAACAGCAGGAGGAGAUGAAUCCGCAGACAUCGGAGAGCCAGACGCCGGCCCCGGAUCAGAGCUGAGCGCCGCCGCGGGAGGGGGGGACACGGACGACGUCGACGACUUCAUCGCACUGAUCAGGGCCGACACGACGCGUCUCGAAGACAUGCCCAAGCCUCCUCCCGAAGAACUCUCCCUUUUGGACAUCUUAAACAUGAAGGACCCGAUCAGGGGGGAGCCUUCACUCGAGGGGGCAGAGAAGGAGAAGGAGAAAGAGGGGGGUGAGGUGGAGAAGGGGGUAGAAGAAGAUGAUGUUGACACAGUUCCUUCCAAACUGGAGGCCAUAGAUUAAGAUGCACCUUAAAGUGCCAGUGACAUUUUCUCUAUCAUUCAGGUAAAGAUUUGGUCUUUUCUGGAAACAUCUAUGAUAUCAUAAAUCGGUAACCUGGAUAUCAUCCUCCAUAGUAACCGCUGGCCCAAUCUUUUUGCCUGUUAUUGAUGUGAAGAGAUUGAGCCAUCAGUUACCAGAGUAUGGUACCCAGGCUACAAACUACAAAGGACUCCCCUGUUAGCAAGUAUGGCUAAGAGUCCUUUUUUUGAUGUCAUAGACGUUUUAAGAAGUAAAACAAAUUUUUGUAUGAAUGAUUGAGGAAAUUGUAUUUUGCUGGCACUUUAAGUUGUUGAGAGGUGGGAAAGAUUGAAUCUUGGGCAAUUGAAAUUAAGUUUUUCAGCAGGUGAAGUAGAAGAUUGUUAGGUCCCCAUUGUUAUGACUUUCCUGUUAUGUCAUUCAUCCAUUCAAUCAAUCAAAAACGUAAAAAUUAAUUUGAAGUUCUUUGUUUAUCAUGGGUAAAUGGGACAUAGCCAAAGUUUAUGUCCCAAGCAUAGUAUGACUGUGAUAUUGUUCAUCACACUUGUGUGGUUUGCAUUUUUGAAGUGUCCCUUCAAUUCAAAGUACAUGUAAUAAGUAAAUAUCUAAAGCACCUUGUAGUAUAACUGUUUUAUACACAAGAGAAAGAGAGAAACCACAUUGAUAAAUACUGCUAUGCAAAGCUUCACAAAAACAUUGAUUCAGAAGUAUCUUGGCUGCUUGAAUCCCUUCAAAGUUUCUUAUUUCAAAAGUUUUUCACAGUAUUAUAUAAUAAGCUUCUCAGAAGCCCCCCCCCCCAAAAAAAAGUCAUUAAAUGCUGCUACAUGUAGAUGUACUGAUAUGCCCAAUGCUUUUGGAGCAUCCCAUUUGGCAUUAUGGGGGUGAGCUGAAAGCCAUUCUUUAUUACACAGGUGUACGUUUUGCACCUAACUUUAUGUGCUGAAAUUUUUACGUUGUUGAGGAUUUCUCAGUGUUAUCAUUUGUUGUAUCCACACCUGUAUGUUGUUUGGUGCCAUAACACAGUUUUUUUGGUGGUGUGUGGUGUUAGGUAGUCAAACAAAUCAGUUGCUCAAAAUGUUCAAUGCAAUAUUUUGUAAUUUUCAUCUAAUGAUCUUGCAGCAAAGCUAGAUCAAGCUUUUGGCAAUUUGUGUUUGCUUAAUCAUUUUGAGAAUCAUACUAGAUAGAAAACCUAUUAAAAUCCCUGUGAAUUUAUAUUUCUCAGAAUAGGAAGAAGUAACACUUGUACAAGACUGCAGUUUAGGUUUGAAUCCUCUAUAUGAACUGAGAGAGGCCAAAGCUCUGGUCACCUUGUAUAAAGCACAACUCAGAGACGAAUGAAGAAACUAUUUGUAACAAAUUUCAACCUAAUGAACCAAUUAAGAACCAAAUAAAUUAUGGCAUGGAAAACAG
Branchiostoma floridae (Florida lancelet) is the source of this 3301-nucleotide messenger RNA. RefSeq names its product alpha-taxilin-like. Gene Ontology annotation, molecular function: syntaxin binding. NCBI's taxonomy places the organism in Eukaryota, Metazoa, Chordata, Leptocardii, Amphioxiformes, Branchiostomatidae. The coding region runs from base 95 to 1876 and encodes 593 amino acids. The transcript has 16 exons. The record is from RefSeq and is a predicted model, not a curated record.